AUGGCGGACAGUGUGCAGGUUGAGGAGCCGCAACGGAGAGCUGUUGGAGGAAUUAUAACAACAGGAAGGAUUCACAAAGGUAUAGGUUUAGAUAAUUUAUAGACUAUUGAUCGAUUAAUGAUUCUCGAACGAUAAUCAAAACUAUUCGCGUUCGAGUGUUUAAAAGAAAAGUGAAGAAUAUUUUGCAUGUUCGAUCGAUCAAGUGAUCCAUAGAUUUUGGACAGUUUGACGAGGCCUUAGUUUCUUCGAUUUUCUCUCGGUUGAUUAAGGAUAAAAAGUAAACACCAGUAUGUUAAAAGCAUUUUAUCGAAGAAUAGUUCAAUGAACAUCGGCAGUUUUUUUAAAGCUGUUGUUUAUUGUUUAUGUUCCCUUCUAAUUUUUGUGCCAUACACUAAAGUAAUGUUAUUAUUAUUAUUAUUAUUAUUAUUAUUAUUUUCUUUUUCCAUAUUGAAAAGGUCAUGGCAAAACAGCUGCAUCGGCCUCUAUCCCCAGCAAAUAUCAGACAAUCGUGAGUGAUAAUUCAGAAAAGAAAGGAUUCCUUUCUAGAUCCAAACGCUUUGAAGGGUUUGAUGUGGUAAGUGUGUUCAUCUUUUCUAAAAUAAGAAUUGCUGUUUUUAUAUAUUUUGCCUAAGUCAAGUAUGUAAUUUGAUAUACCUGUAGCCGAAACUAUUGGUGCCCGAAUACUUUCACAUAUAAGUUUGAUCGUAAUUCAGCUUGGUGUGGAUAUGAAUGGUUGAUCGCCUUUUUGCAGUCAUGUAGAGGGUACAUUCUUGUCAACACAGUUGCGAAAUAAUUAUAUGGAGAGAUGGGAGUUGUGUCCUUUUGGAACUGAGAAAUCUGAGUGGGAUUUUGAGAACAGGGAUUGGACUAUGGCAGUUGGGAUUAGCAAAAUUAAAUCAUAAAGACUUCAUCACAUGAAACACGCAUAAGGUACAAAAUGUACUGCUUGAUUCCAAUUUGAAUUUUAUGCCAGAAAUUUCAAUUUAGCUGCAAUUGAGUCAUUUACAUUGUAUAAACAUCUGCACAUGAAAGUAGUUCAUAUUCAUGUAGGUCACUGGGACAGGAACAUUUUUUCCCCAUAGUAUCAUCUUAUUGACAUAUAACCUCAUAAUACUAUUAAAAGAUGGACACAACUUUUCAUCCCAAGGUAAUUUCUUAUUAUGCAACCUAUGCACAAUCAUUUCAAGGCUUUAACAUUCUCUCCCUCCCCCUUAAAUUGAUCAACGCUUCGGUAGACCAAGAGAGGAAGAGAGAGAGGAAAAUCAGUUGAAAUCUUGAUUAAAGAUACAAUUUGCUUAUUUUUGUGCAGAGUGUAAACCCAGGUCCUGGGACUUAUGGAGAACUAAAAUCAAGUGAAACUAGAAGCACUUCCUUCUCAAAGAAAGGAUUUGGUGGUUUUGUGUCCAAGGUAAGUGCAAAACCACUAGAACAAAGUGUUGUUCAAAUCUAACAAUGCUGAUUACACAGGCAUGGCAACUUGUAUUCAAGUAUAGUCUUUGUAUUUUGUAAGCGAAGUGCUUUGUGAUCUCCAUAUUGAAGUUCCUCCUCCUGUCAAACAAAUUCAAACUUGUCAAUCACUAGUUGUGCAAUGUCAUGCUUGUUCUUGUUUUCCUCAGGCAAAGCGUUUUCCAAGAGGAGUUCAGAAUACAGGACCAGGUCCAGGUACAUUUAAGACAUGAUCAGUGUGUCAUAAUGGUUUCCACCAUGUCUUUAAUAAAGUUUGAUUUGGUGAUUUAGUAUUUCACCCUUACAAAGUUGAUGUUCACCCUUCAACUCCAAAGAAGUGAUUAACAUGUAACUUCUCCCUAUAGUAUUUAUACAUUAUCCAGCAAACAGGAAAUGAGAAUUCUCAAAUUUAUCAGGUCGAAGUUGAUCCAACACCCAACUGUCAUUAUUUUUACACAGAGAUGUGUAGCAGCUAGAGGGGAGAAUUAACAAUCAGAUCUUGGGAGUUAACCCUUUAACUCCCAGAAGUGAUUAACUUCUUAUAAUAUCCAUGCAUUAUUCAGCAAACAGGUGAUGAGAAUACUGAAACUUAUCAGGAAGAAGUUUUUAUCUUGAUCUAACACCAAAUUCUCAUAACUAAUUUACAAGGAAGUCUGAAGCAGCUAGAGAGGAGAAUUAACAAUUAGAUCUUGAGAGUUAAAUGGUUAAGGGAUAAUUUCGAUAAAAAUCAUGAUACAUGUACCUGCCUCCUCUCUGUCAGGUUUUUAUGAUCCUUCAGUGCCAAGGGAAAACAAUUUCAACAAAUCUUCUGUUACAAGGUAUAAUUAUGUAAUUUUUAGUAUAAAUUGAAAAUUAAAUAACAGUGAGUUAUCAUAAUUUUUAUGCAUAUAUAAUGUUUAUGCAUAAUACAGUGUCUUAUAUCUACUGUCAAUCCCAUCCUAAGAGUUGAUCUACAUGACUGUGUAACACUUUUUCAGUGGUGAUCAAUUUUCAACUUUACUCUUUUGAAUCAUUUGGACUUCAGUCAAUUACAUGUCAAGAAUAAAGUCUACAUGUAUUAAAUUCAUUGUUAGCUCUCCAUUUACCUUAACAUUGGUUUGAUAUCUUCCCAUUCUCUUAAUAUAGGAAUUUUCAUCUUCCCAUUGCCCUUGAAAGAGACAACAAAAAAGGACAAUUCCCAGCACCAAAUCAGUACACGGUAACCCAUUUCAUUCUAAUUGUUAACCCUGUCAUCCCAAGAAAUGUUUAAAGUGUAUUUUUUCUUCUUGCAAUUUCAAUCAUUUAGUUAUCUAGUUAACAAGUUAUAAGAACAGAGAAGCUUAUGAGCUAGAGGGUGUUAUUUUGAAAUAAGACAAAAUUCUCCUUAUUUACAAGAAAAAGUGUGAGUUGGAUCUUGAGACUUUAAGGCCAUGUUAAAAUGUCAAUACUCAUGGAAGUAAGUUCUACUUAUGGCUCUAAUGAUCACACCUGACAAUGGCUCGUACUGGGGUUGUCAAAAUGUCACUUAAAAACAAUUUAUUUUGGACAGCUACUUCACAGAUGAUCAAGUUAUGUAAAUUAUAGACUGAUUGAAUGUACAUUGUACUAUAGAAUGGAUAUUUGACAACAAAGUGUUGGGUAACCUUGCAAUGAAGACAUUAAUUUUUUCAUAGUUUUUAGACCACUUCAUUAUAAUGUAUUUCAUUUAUGGUCUUUUUUCCGUAGUGGAAGUUAAUAACAAUUAGUGAAACACAGUAAUUCAGUUGCAAAUAACCAUGUAUUCGUGUUAUUUUUUUUUUUUUUGCACAACAGAUUGGUCGCACAACAGGAAGAGUUGUUUAUGAUAACAAUGUUGCAGCCUGUGCUGCAUUUCAGUCCAGGUACAGUGUAAGAAGACUUGAAUCUGUUGCAUCAUUAAGGUUGUUGUUUGAAUGUUAUUUUCUUUCAAUUUGGACCCAAAACUUUUUAAGAGGAAAUAUGAUUUGGAGGCUUUUAUCAUUCUUCUUUGUCUAUUACCUUUCUCUUCUUUCUCAAAUUCCAGUGCCCUGUAAAGAUUUAACCUUUGUAGUCCCUUCCCCAUGGGGUUUGUGGUGAACUUUCUUGAGCUGCACAAUAAGGGGGACUGAUAUCAAAUAUCACAUUCAAUUUAUGCAUGGAUCAAAAAAAAAAAAAAAAAAAAAAAAAGACUGCUUACAGAAUACACAGUAAGAGGAAAUUGAUUUGGAUGUGCAGAAGCCUCACCUCUUUGAAAGAGAUUGAAAUAAAGAUUAUAGAUCACAGGAUACACCCAUUUUUUCCCCAAAGAAUAAUUUCCACUUUUGAAUAUAGAUCCAAAAGAUCAAAGGACUGGAGUGCAGGAGCAAUCUAUGGACCAUCUCCAUGUAAGAAAAUUCUGUCAUUAUUUUGUACUUUGUCCAAGUUUUUCAUGGUCAAACUGAACUGUGAAACAAAAUUAAGUCAUGCUGCUUAAGCUAAAUAUACUAAUAACCAAAAACCCCACAUACAGCUAUUUUAAGUGAGUUUUGGGUAGCACUGUAUAGCAAUCAAUAAAGCUGGGUCUUCAACCCUUUAACUCCCAGAAGUGAUUGACAUGUUUCUUAUCACUGCAAGAUCUGUACAUCGUUCAGAAAAAGGGUAGAGGGAAUACUCAAAGUUAUCAGGUAGAAGUUGUUGCCUUGAUCUAACACCAAAUUCUUGCACCAGUAACUAAUUUACAAGGAAAUGUUUAGCAGGCAGAUGGGAGAGUUGAAAAUCAGAUCUUGUGAGUUGAAGUGUUUAGAGAACCAAAAUGUAGGUGGAAGCUGGUGAUGUGAAGAGCAUUAUGUUCUGAUACAUUAGGAAAACAUUUUUCUGGCUGGAGCUAAAGUAAUUGAAACUAAAAGUUAUGGAAUUUAUAAGCAAUUUGGCUUUAGAUGACUCAAAUUAUUCUUUAGCUGUUACUCUUUAAGAGGAACCUGAAAAAUGUGUGCUGAGGAGUUUAACCCUUUAACCCCUAAGAGUGACUAGCAUCUAAUUUCUCCUUACAAUAUCACAGCCGAGUCAAACAUUAAGGUCAGAAGAAUAACAGAAAUGAUCGCAAACUGAAGAAGCUCUUGAUCUUCAAACAAUUUCUUCUUGUUUGUAUCAUUAUAGGAAAUGUGUAGAGAACAGUGUGGAGAAUAUGCAAAUUUAUGUUAGGACGUGAAGGGUUGAAAGGAUAGUAAGGAUAGGUUGAUUAUUCCCUUUCGGAAGGGAAAUGCAAGCGGGGUCGCCCCAAGAUCACAUGGCGACAGACAGUUGAGAAGGAAAUAAAGGAGAUGGGGAAGACCUGGGAGGGCAUCAAGUUCAUGGCAAGGGAUCGCCAGAUGUGGAGGGAACACAUUGCUGCCCUACAUGCCUGUUAGGCGUAAAGGACAUGAGAGAGAGGGAGUCCCUUUCGGAAACAAUAGUGAUGCUCCUCGUUUCUUUACUAUUCAUAAUUUUGCUACUGCAUGUACACAAUGUGUGAGAAACUGUAUGCUUUGUGGCUAUGUGGGCCUUAGAUUUCCAUUUACCAAUUAUUUAUACUUCCACAGGUCAUUACACAAUCAAUGACAAGCUGGUAACAGAUUCACCCAAAAUUGCCACUGCGCCUUUUAAGUCUACAACAGAGAGAAAAAUGAUGCAGUCUCCUGUACCAUACCCUGGGCCUGGGUCAUACAAACCCUUUGGAACAGCAGAACGACAAACACUAAAGCAGCAGCAACAGCCGCAGCAGAGUGGAUUUCAGUAAGUACAGCUUGGGGGCACUCACUCACUAUCCCUACAUGUAUAUGAUCAAUUCAGAACAAAAGAGAUGUUACAGGCUCUAAAGUGCAAGUGAUCUACCAAUUUUGCUGUGUUUGACACCUCCUGAGAGCCAAUCCAGUGGUGGUGGUGUGUGACAAAGUUGUAAAAAACCUGUACCCUCAAAUAAUGUUCAAUUCAUGACCUUGUUCAAGGCAAACAUUUGUCAUAGAUUGCGGCCUGUCAACCUUAUGAACCACAACUGGUUUAUUUGAGAAUUUUCACAAUACCAUGAUUUACCCAAUAAAAGUUUUGUGUAAACCAUGUGUUGCAAAUUCCCACACCCUGCUUACAUUGGAAGAUAGAGAGUGACCUAUUUUCCAGGCUCAAACUGUUGUGGUCAUGGCUGCAUUUGAAGUGCUAGUUGCCGAAUAAUAUUAAAUAUUCAUUAAUUUCCCAAAACAACUGAAUUUCAAUUUGGCUUUUUGAGUGUAAGCCCAAUAAAUGGUUCACUAAAAUGUGUGACUGUUUAAAUACCUUGAACAUUCAGAGGAUAGAAUCUUCCAUGCACAUAAGUUAUGCAUACUUUAAUAACCUUAAGCCCAAACAGCUAAAGGUUUAAUGGAGAUGAAAAAACUUAUUGCAUUGUUAAUACUGGAGAGAUGAAGGACAUGAUGUCAAAAUAACUUUUAUUACUUCCUUAAUCUUGCAGUAACAAGCACUAUUUGUGUAUCUCUGCACCUGCCAUGCCCCUCCCACCCCUAGAGCCUAUGCCAGGACCUGGUCAUUACAAUGUGGUUGACUAUGAAGGCCCCCCUAAACAUUACAUGUCUGGCUCAGCUUUUGUAUCAACAACUAGUAGGUGGUCAGGAGGGGCACCUGGAGAGGAAGAGGCCCCAGGGCCAGGUGGGUACAUGUUAUUUAGAUUUGGCUGUCAAUUCCUGUAAAGUACAAGAGGCCACAUGGAGUGAUCUGUGACUCUUGCUGUGCAUCCUAAAGCUCUAGAUAGUUAAACAAAUUCUUGUUGUCAGCACUCAAGGAAUUGUAUGGAGAACAGUAAGGAGAAUUUGCAUACUGAUGUUAAGGUGUAAAGGGUUAAAUGUCCAGUUGUUCACACUUGUAACAUAAAACAGGUAGUGGUCAGGUUUGAAAUGAACAACACAUUCUUACCAGUUUUUUAGGCCCUAAAAAUAAGCCAGCAACUCAUCUCAUACAGCAUUCAUUUAAGUAGUGCAAUGAAUGUUAAAGUUUCGCUUUUUUUGAUUGGUUUUAGCAACCUAUCGACCACAGCAUUAUGGAAAACAGUCAUUCAUCUACAACUCACAUGGAAGAUGGAUAUAGCAUUUGUUAUUAUUUAAUAGUGAAAAAUCCUAUUUAUAUUAUACUGUAAGACAAUGAAAACCAAAAGAAAAUAUAGUACUUCCUUGCUUAGGGUUUGAUACAGCAAAUUACACAUAAAGAAAAUGUAAAAUCAUGUAUUAAAAUUUUUUUUUUGCAUAAAGAAAAUUUUCUUGCAGUUUUCCCAUCUUCCCUGGUUUAAAAGAGUAUUUUUAUCAAUUGUUCAUUCACUGUUUAUAGAUUGUUUGUACAUACUUCUGAGACUGUAUAAUUUUUAAAUGUGUACAGAAAAUAUAUGCAACCUACAAAAAAAAAAAUCUGGGUCUCAAAAUCACCUUUUAAUUUGGCUAAUUGGAGUGUCAAUUGGAGUGUCAAUUUGAGUCACAAAUAUCAGAAUUUGCCUGUGAAUAAACAUUUGGUAUGUGAAAAUUAUUUUUGUUAAACCACAGUGCACAAAAUUAGAUUGGUUUUUCAAGUGUUGUUUGCAACAUGUUAACAGUGUCACAGCUGUGAACAGUUUGCAUGGUGAAAAAAACAUUUUCACCCUUUCAUUUAAGUCGAAACAGUUCUACUUUACCAUGGUAAAGCAAACAAACCUAGACUCAACAAAGAGAUGAUAUAUCAUGAAUUUAUUUUUGUAAAUUAAAAAAAAGGUUUGUCUUUGUACAAAAUUGUAUGUAAUAAAAUAGAAA
Messenger RNA from Pocillopora meandrina, 7199 nucleotides. Lineage: Eukaryota; Metazoa; Cnidaria; Anthozoa; Scleractinia; Pocilloporidae. The record is from the annotation of a GenBank genome assembly.